This is a messenger RNA of Heterocephalus glaber (naked mole-rat), 2587 nucleotides long. It is a transcript of the gene Armcx5, whose product is annotated as armadillo repeat containing X-linked 5. Lineage: Eukaryota; Metazoa; Chordata; Mammalia; Rodentia; Bathyergidae. The record is from RefSeq and is a predicted model, not a curated record.
UUCCCUAAGCCCAAUCGCCUUAAACCACACUCCGGCUCAUCUCGGUGCUGAUUUCCGUACGGGAGACCUGGCUGAGUCUAGUCUGCGGAGCAAAAAGUAGAUGUUGAUUAGUCAGUGUGCGGGUUUCUGAGGAGCCCCGGGAACUGGAAAGAGAAGACAAUACUAAAAAAUGAAAACAGUUCGCCACUCCCAGACCUUUAUCUAAUCAUAAGUCCUAGGUGCCGAUCCAACUCCCAAACAUGGUCGCCGCCAUUGUCUCGGGUCCUUGUGACUGACUGACUGUACGUCCCUCCAGUAUGGCACGUCACCCCUUGAUGAGGAAGAAAGAAAAUUGCCUCUGAGGCAAGCAGAGAAGGUCUGCUUGUAGGUCUGCUGUAGGGCUUGUCACCAUUGGAAGCAAGGAAAGGAGAAGAAAAUACUUCAGAUCAAUACAGGUCCAACUUCAGUGGCAGAUCUGGUGGCCUUGGAGUGGCUGAAGACCACCAUCCUCACAGGGCUGCACCCAGGCACAGCCAUCCUUCUUUACCUUGAAUUUGCUUCCUUGGCAUGUUGUCCAUACCACCAGAACCUGUAGUUGGAAAGGGAGCUGAGUGACUACUGGACUUUGUAUGAAAACAUUAACUUGGGACAGACCUUCAGUCAAGGCCUGCACAGGGAUAGGACAACAUUAUCUGGUAUUGCUUUUAACUUGGGCCAUGAUUAAUUCUAGUGCUAGAGAAAAAGCUAGAGAAGAGAUUGGGGAUGGCCUGAAAGCUGAAAUCAGUGGCCCUGACAAUGCAGGAGUGAGGGAUGAGGCUAAGGCCAUGGCAGUGGUUGAGGCAGAGCCAAAAUCAGAAUUAGUGACCCAGGUCAAGUUUGGGGAUGGAACAAUGGCCAUGACACAAACAAUGACCUACACUGAACCUGUGACUGGGACAAAGGAAGUAAACAAAAUGGAAAAUAUGACUGAUAAUAGAGUCAUGGAUCAAACUAAGACAAAAGUCCUUCUAGAGCUUGGUAUAGUGCCCCAAACCAAGUCAGAGGCUUCAUCUAUGUCUAGGCUCAGUGCUAUAACUAAGUCUACAGUCAGGGUUGUUUCUGGCAGUGAGGCAAGUUUCAGGUCCUGUUCCAAGGCUGAUGAUAGGGCCAAUAUUGUGUCCAGAUAUGAGACAAAGGAAGAGACCAGCAUCAAGUCCAUGGCUAGGAACAAAGUUGGCAUUGGAAUAAAGUCCACUGAUGAAGAGGAAGAAAAUAUCUGCUCCUGGUUCUGGAUUGGAGAAGAGCCUAGUGUGUGGCUCUGGUCUAAAGAAGAAAUCUCUCUUCAAAUUUAUAAGUCCCCACCUAAGAUCCAGGAAAGGCCCAAGCCCACACACAAAUCAAAACUUACUAUAAAACAAAAAGCAACAGCCUGGUCAAGGGCUAGAUACAUUGUCCUAGUCCCAAUUGAGGGAGAAGAACAACCCUUGCCUCCAGAAGGAAACUGGACCCUGGUUACAACCUUGAUUGAAACUCCUCUGGGAAUUCGGCCUCUGACCAAGAUCCCACCUUAUAAUGGGCUUUACUUCCAAACUUUAGCAGAGAUCAAAACACAGAUUAGGCAAAGGGAAAAGUAUGGGCCUAAUCCAAGGGCCGGCCUCUGCAAAUCACAUUGCUUUAGCUUAGAGCCUAAAGAGUUUGAUAAACUUGUUGCUCUACUGAAGUUAACUAAGGAUCCUUUCAUUCAUGAAAUAGCUACAAUGAUAAUAAUGGGCAUCAGUCCUUCUUAUCCAUUUACCCAAGAUGUAAUUCAUGAUGUUGGUAUUAUAGAUAUGAUUGAAAACUUGAUCAAUAAUCCCAAUGAUCAUGAAGACUCUGGAGAUUUCGAUGUGGUUGAUAGUAGCUCUGAGUCUUCUGAAGAAGGAAAAAUGGGUGAGUCAUAUAUAUACACAAUUUGUAAGAACAUAAUGUAUUGUUCUUUGAACUCCCCUGUGCAACUGGCUGGGAUAAAAUUAUUAGUGCACCUGAGUGUGAAAUUUAAGAAUCACCACUUAAUUGUCAGUUAUAUUCCAGAUUUCCUCACAUUGCUAAACAAUGGAAAUGUUAAAACCAAGUUCUGUAUUUUGAAAGUAUUUUUAUGUUUGUCUAAAAAUCAAGCCAACGUAAGAGAACUGAUCAGUGCUGAAGUACUAUCAUCAUUGGUUGCACUUUUUGACAAGAGUGAGUCAAAGGGCCUUAUUCUUAGUAUCCUGGAAAUUUUUGAGAAUAUAAAUUUCCAAUUCAAAAAAAGAGCAAAGCUGUUUACCAAGGAGCACUUCACUAAAUCUGAACUUAUUUCCAUAUUCCAGGAAGCAAAAGGUGUUGGUCAGAAACUCCAUAGCUUAGCAGAGCACAGUGAUUACGAGGUGAGAGAUAAAGUUAUACAAUUACGACUCAAACUUUGAGUAGCUGUGUGUUCUCAGAGCCUUUCAUGAUGCCAAUGCAUAUUAUAAUUUAAAUACUUGCAUUUUCUGUGUUGAUUCAACGAGCCAAUUUUAUGAGUACCAAAUAAUCUUGAGAGCUUGAACAUUUGUCAAUUUUUUAUUGUGGUAUAGAACAUAAAUCAAGAUAUUUUUUAGUAUUUCUGCAACGU